Molecule: messenger RNA, 3091 nt
Organism: Panthera uncia (snow leopard)
Lineage: Eukaryota; Metazoa; Chordata; Mammalia; Carnivora; Felidae
Gene: NLGN1
Product: neuroligin 1
Exons: 7
Coding region: 306-2870 (854 amino acids)
Biological process (GO): postsynaptic membrane assembly; modulation of chemical synaptic transmission; presynaptic membrane assembly
Cellular component (GO): cell surface; synapse; postsynaptic specialization membrane
Molecular function (GO): signaling receptor activity; neurexin family protein binding
Source: RefSeq, a predicted model, not a curated record
CUAACUGGAUUUGAUUUGUAAGAGGGCAAUCUACAGUCAAUGGCCACUCUUGUCACAUUGCUACUAUGGAAAACAGAAUGGUCAAUAGGAUAUGGUCUGAUAAAUAGUGAUGAUUGAAGAUGCUACUUCAAUACAUGUGAAAUCAAUGGGAGAUACUGGAUGCAUAAAGAGCUUUCUGAGCUUUUCUUGACAAGCUUGCCUUGAAGAAGUUGGAGGUGCGUUCUACCAUUAUCCAGUCUUUCUAAAGCGGAUACAAAUACCUUUGCCUCACUGUAACCAGACAACUACACAACUAAUGUGGGACCAUGGCACUGCCCAGAUGCAUGUGGCCAAAUUAUGUGUGGAGAGCAGUAAUGGCAUGCUUGGUACACAGGGGAUUGGGUGCCUCAUUGACUCUCUGUGUGUUGGGAUGUUUACUUCAGGCUGCCCAUGUGCUUUCACAAAAAUUGGAUGAUGCAGACCCACUGGUCACUACCAACUUCGGCAAGAUAAGAGGGAUGAAGAAAGAACUCAAUAAUGAAAUUUUGGGGCCUGUUAUUCAGUUUCUUGGGGUUCCAUAUGCAGCCCCACCAACAGGGGAACAUCGUUUUCAGCCUCCAGAACCACCAUCUCCCUGGUCAGAUAUCAGGAAUGCAACUCAGUUUGCUCCUGUGUGUCCCCAGAAUAUCAUUGAUGGCAGAUUGCCAGAAGUCAUGCUUCCUGUGUGGUUUACUAAUAACUUGGAUGUGGUUUCGUCAUAUGUGCAAGACCAGAGUGAAGACUGCCUAUAUUUAAACAUAUACGUUCCGACUGAGGAUGUAAAAAGAAUAUCCAAGGAAUGUGCCAGAAAACCCGGCAAGAAAAUAUGUAGAAAAGGAGGUCCCCUUACAAAGAAACAGACAGAUGAUUUAGGUGAUAAUGACGGUGCUGAAGAUGAAGAUAUUCGGGACAGUGGGGGUCCCAAACCAGUGAUGGUGUAUAUCCAUGGAGGCUCAUAUAUGGAAGGUACUGGAAAUUUAUAUGAUGGGAGUGUCUUGGCAAGUUAUGGCAAUGUGAUCGUCAUCACAGUCAACUAUCGACUUGGGGUACUUGGUUUCUUAAGCACAGGGGAUCAGGCUGCAAAAGGAAACUAUGGACUCCUUGACCUCAUACAGGCUUUAAGAUGGACUAGUGAGAACAUUGGAUUCUUUGGUGGUGACCCCUUAAGAAUCACUGUUUUUGGAUCUGGCGCUGGGGGUUCAUGUGUCAAUCUGCUGACUUUAUCCCAUUAUUCUGAAGGACUUUUUCAACGAGCAAUAGCUCAAAGUGGAACAGCCCUUUCCAGCUGGGCUGUUAGUUUCCAACCUGCAAAAUAUGCUAGAAUGUUGGCCACAAAAGUUGGUUGCAAUGUUUCAGAUACAGUAGAGUUAGUGGAAUGCCUACAGAAGAAGCCUUACAAAGAACUUGUUGACCAAGAUAUUCAACCAGCACGAUACCACAUAGCCUUUGGACCUGUGAUUGAUGGUGAUGUAAUACCAGAUGACCCUCAGAUAUUGAUGGAGCAAGGAGAGUUUCUCAACUAUGAUAUAAUGUUAGGAGUUAAUCAAGGGGAAGGGUUAAAAUUUGUUGAAAAUAUAGUAGAUAGUGAUGACGGUAUAUCAGCUAGUGAUUUUGACUUUGCUGUUUCCAAUUUUGUUGAUAAUUUAUAUGGAUAUCCUGAAGGCAAAGAUGUUUUGAGAGAAACCAUUAAAUUCAUGUAUACUGACUGGGCUGACCGUCAUAACCCUGAAACCAGAAGGAAGACAUUAUUGGCUUUGUUUACAGACCAUCAGUGGGUGGCACCAGCUGUAGCUACAGCAGAUCUUCACUCAAACUUUGGUUCACCUACAUAUUUCUAUGCCUUUUACCAUCAUUGCCAAACAGAUCAGGUUCCAGCUUGGGCUGAUGCAGCUCAUGGAGAUGAAGUUCCCUACGUACUAGGAAUCCCCAUGAUUGGACCUACAGAGUUAUUUCCUUGCAAUUUCUCCAAAAAUGAUGUGAUGCUGAGUGCAGUUGUAAUGACAUACUGGACAAAUUUUGCUAAAACUGGUGACCCAAAUCAACCAGUCCCUCAAGACACAAAAUUCAUCCAUACCAAACCCAACCGCUUUGAAGAAGUAGCAUGGACCAGAUAUUCCCAGAAAGAUCAACUUUAUCUCCAUAUUGGAUUAAAACCAAGAGUUAAAGAACAUUAUAGAGCCAAUAAAGUGAACCUCUGGUUGGAGCUGGUACCUCAUCUGCAUAAUCUCAAUGACAUUUCUCAGUAUACCUCGACAACAACUAAAGUGCCAUCAACUGACAUCACUUUCAGACCUACGAGAAAGAAUUCUGUACCUGUCACAUCAGCAUUUCCCACUGCCAAGCAGGAUGAUCCCAAACAACAACCGAGUCCAUUUUCAGUCGAUCAAAGGGACUACUCCACAGAGCUGAGCGUCACUAUUGCAGUUGGAGCAUCACUGCUGUUUCUGAACAUCCUUGCCUUUGCAGCCCUGUACUACAAAAAGGAUAAGAGGAGACAUGACGUUCAUAGGAGAUGCAGCCCUCAGCGUACUACAACCAACGAUCUGACCCACGCACAAGAAGAGGAGAUCAUGUCCCUCCAAAUGAAGCACACUGAUUUGGAUCAUGAAUGUGAGUCCAUCCAUCCACAUGAGGUGGUUCUUCGGACCGCCUGCCCCCCAGAUUACACACUAGCUAUGAGGAGGUCACCUGAUGAUGUUCCCUUAAUGACACCCAACACCAUUACAAUGAUUCCCAAUACUAUACCAGGGAUUCAACCCUUACACACAUUCAAUACAUUUACCGGAGGACAGAACAAUACUCUGCCCCAUCCCCAUCCCCACCCCCAUUCACAUUCAACAACCAGGGUAUAGCCAGAUAAGAGAAACAAACUCUAUUUUUUUGAUGGAUUGCAGUAAAAGAUUACUGAAGAUUCCUUGGCUUUCAACCUACAAGACUCUUACUAUUUAAAUGAGGAGGAAUAUUAUGUGAAUAUACAUAUCAAGAACUUUGGGGGUUUUGAAAAAAUUAAAUUGUACAUAUAUACACAAAUCAACUUUAAAAAUGAAUUUCAAUUGCUUGAAGCAAUUGUUCU